AUGGCCAACAUAAGACACCAGAAUCUAAAUUUAUUUCUCGGCGUCUGCCUAGACCUGCCUAACAGCUGUCUAAUGUACCUGUACAACAAGUUCGGCAGCCUCACCGACCUAAUAAGAGAGCAGAAGAUAAGGCCGAAUUACGACAACAAACUUUCCCUUGUUCUAGACAUAACUAGUGGUAUGGACUAUUUGCAUAGGUCUCUCCUCAAGAUCCACGGACAUCUCAGCAGCAAGAAUUGCGUCAUUGACAACAGGUUUAUCGCAUCUUACUCGUUCUCAUUAGAAAAUUUCAAUAGCAAUAUAAAAAAUGAUUUACAUUACAAACACUUUUCAGUGGCAGAUGCCCUCUACCUGGCCCCGGAGUUACUUCAAAUUAGUAAAGGGAAUUUUUUAUCGGAGCAGGGCAGUCCGGAGGGGGACGUGUACGCGUUUGGGAUAAUCAUGCAGGAAGUCAUCAUGUGGGACGUGCCGUACGCUAUCGAGCGCCAAAAUAAACCUAUUUCACAAAUUCUCCGCCAGGUGAUGCUGACGACCAUGCGCCACCCCAUACGCCCCCUCAUCCCUGAGAACCUCUGCUCGGACGAGUGGUUGGAGCUGAUGAAGAAGUGCCUGAGGCAGCAGCCGGACCGCAGAGCCACGUUCGCCAGCAUCAAUUUUGAUUUCAAAAAAAUGCUCAAGGGAAAAACCGUCCACAUAAUGGACGUGACACUGGAAAAGCUGGAGAAAUUGAACGAGAAGCUACAGAUAUUGGUGAGUAGGAGGACAGAGGAGUUGAAACAAAAAAAAGCUGAAGUCGAAGCCUGGAUAUUCAACAUUCUGCCUGUCGGGAUAGCACGUGCAAUGUUGAAGAACAAGACAGUUCACCCGCAAGAAUUCGAAGAGGCGACAAUCUACUUUUCGGACAUUGUCGGUUUCGACAUCAUCUGCCAGACUGGGAGUCCAGCUUUCAUCGUUGACUUUCUCAACAACGUUUUCCGCCAUUUUGACCUAGUUACGGAUAAAUAUGACCUAUAUAAGUGCGAAACGACAAAGGACGUUUACAUGGUGGCCAGUGGCGUUCCCAAAAAGAUCAGACACCACGCAUCUGAAAUCGCCACAAUGGCACUGGACAUGUUCACGACGAUAAACAAAUUCGAAAUACCGGGUACAAACAAUAACGUUCUACAACUGAGAAUCGGUCUUCAUUCCGGUCCCGUAGUGGCGGGAAUUCUCGGGACGAGUUUGCCCCAAUACUGCAUCUAUGGCGACAGCGUGAACACGGCGUCAAGAAUGCAAACAAGUGGAUACGCAUUGAGAAUACACAUGAGUGACACGACCAACAAACUCCUCCAGGCCACCAACGAAUUUGACACCAUGGAGAGGGGGAAAAUUGAGGUCAAGGGCAAGGGGAUUAUGACGACCCACUGGCUACUGGGCAAGAGGAACACGGAUCUGUACGUGCCCGACCCUACCCUGGCUGCAGCGAGAUGGAUGCACCAUUUCAAAUGA
Molecule: messenger RNA, 1488 nt
Organism: Helobdella robusta
Lineage: Eukaryota; Metazoa; Annelida; Clitellata; Rhynchobdellida; Glossiphoniidae
Exons: 10
Coding region: 1-1488 (495 amino acids)
Biological process (GO): intracellular signal transduction; protein phosphorylation; cGMP biosynthetic process
Molecular function (GO): guanylate cyclase activity; peptide receptor activity; ATP binding
Source: RefSeq, a predicted model, not a curated record